Salarias fasciatus (jewelled blenny) is the source of this 595-nucleotide messenger RNA. RefSeq names its product histone H2B 1/2. The transcript has a single exon. Bases 7 to 381 code for a protein of 124 amino acids. The record is from RefSeq and is a predicted model, not a curated record. Gene Ontology annotation, molecular function: structural constituent of chromatin; DNA binding; protein heterodimerization activity. Lineage: Eukaryota; Metazoa; Chordata; Actinopteri; Blenniiformes; Blenniidae. Gene Ontology annotation, cellular component: nucleosome.
GUCAGGAUGCCUGAACCCGCCAAGUCUGCGCCCAAGAAGGGCUCCAAGAAAGCCGUGAGCAAGACCGCCGGCAAAGGAGGCAAGAAGAGGAAGAGGACCAGGAAGGAGAGCUACGCUAUUUACGUGUACAAGGUGCUGAAGCAAGUCCACCCCGACACCGGCAUCUCGUCCAAGGCCAUGAGCAUCAUGAACUCGUUCGUCAACGACAUCUUCGAGCGCAUCGCCUCGGAGGCGUCUCGUCUGGCUCACUACAACAAGCGCUCUACCAUCACCUCCAGAGAGAUCCAGACCGCCGUGCGUCUCCUGCUGCCCGGCGAGCUGGCCAAGCACGCCGUGUCCGAGGGCACCAAGGCCGUCACCAAGUACACCAGCUCCAAGUAAAGCGCUCUGCUGCUGCAGUCGAAACCUAAAGGCUCUUUUAAGAGCCACCCACUUCUCUAAAGAUCACGUCGCAUUUAUAUCUCAAAUGUUUGAUUUGGUACAACUAUAGUCAUGGAUGAAUCACAACAUUGCGUAACGUUUGAAAAUAUUCAUGUAUAGAGCGAAUGGCAGAUAUUUUAAGUGCUGACAUGACUAUAGUAGUUCCCACACUGAG